Molecule: messenger RNA, 648 nt
Organism: Puccinia graminis f. sp. tritici CRL 75-36-700-3
Lineage: Eukaryota; Fungi; Basidiomycota; Pucciniomycetes; Pucciniales; Pucciniaceae
Exons: 3
Coding region: 181-648 (155 amino acids)
Source: RefSeq, a predicted model, not a curated record
GGACAGCUGGCUAGCAAAGAAUCGGUGUGCCCUCAGUGCAGCUCAGGAUAUAAAAGGACUGCCCUUCAGCAUCGGAGCUCAAGCACUCACUCCUCAUCCAACGAAUCCAUCAAAGUCCCAGAACAACCAGCACAAACUACAUCCUCAAAACUCCUAUCAACCAAUCCCUGCCUAACCAAAAUGGUUUCUGUAGUCGCCCUGAUCACUCUCCUGUCUGUCGUCUUUGCUGUUUCACAUGGCAAAGAAGUCGCCAACAAUAACGAAAAAGCGCUCGACGCGAAGUUCUAUAUCGGGCUAGACGCCGGGUUUUGCGGCGGCGGUUGGCUGUCUAGCAGAUGCUCAUGGGUCAACUCCUACGUCAACAGCUUUUCGACGGGCUGCUUCGGUGUUAACUUCAUGGGCAACUGGAAUUAUAACGGCGGGAUCUUCAUCAAGGCCGUCGACUCUCCGACCCAACAUAGUCGACGAGCCAUCAGCCUCGAUGCCGAUCAACUCUUCCGCAGAGCAGACGACACCCAAGUCAAGUGUAUCAACGAGAAGGGAGAAUCUCAGAUGUUCUUGAAAGAGGACUGCGCUAAGGCCGCCCACCAACUCGCCGAGAAUAAGGAGUCCACCGCCACCGUCGGCGGUGAAAGUAAAAUCUCCUGA